GCCAAUAAAAGCGCUCCCCUUCAACAAAACCACGGUGUGACAGGGCGCAGACUUGAAAAGAAGCGUAGACUUGUGCGUGUCAUAUCCGUUGAAGCAAGCACCGCGCACGAUGCCGAGCCCGUAAACCAGCAUCCCCAUCCACGGUAGCUGUCAGCAGAGAAUGGCUGACAGCGAUGCGGAGUCCUUCGCCUCGGCGCUGGACGACUUCGAUGAUAGCCAAGUCGUGACCCCCGCUGCGGAGCCGGCGGCAGGUGCCCCCGCAGCCACGGCCACCGACGCGGCGACCGAGGUUGGCGCUGCUAAGGACUCUGCUAACAGCGAAGAGGAUGGCGUGCCGCAGGCGCCCUACCCACUGCACAGGGCCUGCUGGAACGGCCAGACGGCGCUGGUGCGGCGGCUGGCUGCGGGGCUGGGCAAGGAGCAGUUCAAGGAGCUGGACGGGCAGGGCAACACGGCGCUGCACAUUGCGGUCAUGCGGCGCCGCCCCGCCUGUGUGGCGGCGCUGCUGGAGGCGGGCUGCCCGGCCGGGCCCCGCAACGCGCGCGGCUGGGUGCCGCUGAUGGAGGCGGUGGAGCUGGGCGACAAGCCGCUGGCGCUGCAGCUGGCGCGGGCAGAGGUGGCGCAGAUGCGCCAGGCGGUCAAGUCCAAGAAGGCGGCGCUGCUGGGCCUGCUGCGCACCCAGCUGCCCGACUUCAGCCUGCAGAUCAAGUGGGAGCUGGGCAGCGGAAUGCCGGGGGUGGGGGCGCUGGUGCGGAGGUACGCCCCACACGACACCUACACCCUGUGGAAGAAGGGCGGCCGCAUCCGUGUGGACGGCAGCCUGAUGGGCGUGGACGAGUCCUCCCCCUCCCUGGUGCCGGGCUGGAAGCGCGGCCACUUCUCACUGCUGUACGACGCCUCCGGAGACAAGGCCAAGUCCGUGUUCGUAAACCACACCAAGAAAACCUGGAUCGACGUCAAGGCCGCGCGCAAGAAGCUGGGUGUGGACGAGGGCGCCGCACUGGAGGCGGAGGUGGACAUGCUGAUGACGUCAGAGGUGCUGCAGCACAAGAAGCUCAAGUCUGUGGACUUCCGCUUCAAGCCGGUGGCUGGCUGGCUGAGCAAGGAGGUCCGCGAGAAGGUGGAGGGCUGGAACACGCGGCUGUACGAGGCGGCGGGCCGCAUGGUGGCCAUCUCGCGCUACAAGAUGCCGUACGGCCUCGCGCCCACCACCACCUUCGACCAGUACCUAGCCGCCACGUACGAGCCAGACCCGGUGGUGGAGUCAGCCGUCAACCCGCUCAACCCCGCGUCGCUCAAGGACCGCGGAAUGAACCCCGCCAAGGCCGCCGCCAAGGCCGCGGUGGCCGCCAAGCACCAACGUAUAGCCGCCGCCGCCGCCCAGGCGGAGGACGAGCGGGCGGCGACGGUGGCGGCGGCGGCGGCGGCGCGCGCCGCCGCGGGCGCCAUGCGCGCUCUGGCGCCCCGCAUUGACGUGGAUGAAGAUGACGAUGAAGAGGAUGGGCAGGGCGGCGGGGAGGGGGAGGGGGAUGAGGAGCUGGACCGGGCGGCAGCGGAGCUGGCGGCAGCGGAGCUGGCGGAGGCCAACGGGAACGGCGAGAAGGGGGCAAAGGGCAAGAAGGGCAACGGCAGUAGCAGCAAGAAAAAGCUGGGGACCAGCGGCAGUAGCGGCUUCAGUGGCAUGUUCAAAAUGCAAAGUGCCGGCGGCGCAGCCUCGCGGAAAAGCGGCGGCGGCGCCGCCACCGCCGCCGACGGCGGCGGCACGGUUGUGCAUGCGACGGCGGCGGCAGACGCCGACGGCGCCUCACCGUCGCCACCGCCGCCGCCGCCGGCAGCAUCACCAUCCAAACAGACGGCGCUGUCAACGGGCGGGACCGGGGCGGGGGCGGGGGACGCCGCCGCCUCCGCUGCCAAGGCCAUGGACGUGGACGCACUGCUGAAGGAGGACCUCACAGCGUGGGCGGCCCAGGUGGCGGCGGAUGCCGCCAAGGCCAAUGGCGGCGCCGCCGCUGACGGCGACGGCGAUGACGAGCAGGCGGCGGCGGCAGCCGCGCGGCGGUCGGGCGGCGGCGCGGGACCGGGGCCAGGCAGCAGCAGCAGCGCGGCGGCGGCGGCGGCAUCGACGGUGGGCAAAACGUCGGUUAGCAGCGGUGGCGGCGGGAGCAGCAGCAGCAUGUUUGGGAGCUGGGGCUUCGGCAAGAAGAAGGAGGGGGGCGGUGCGGCGCCGCCGCCUGCGCCGUCGACGGGUGCAGGGACAGGGACAGGGGCAGGGGCGGGCGGGGGCUCCGGCGCGCCGGCGGUGAGUGCCGCGGUUGUGAAGAAGAGCCGCAAGAUAACGGGGCGGUGCUGGAUGGCGGAGUCCUUCCCCAUCAGCCUCAACCAGCUGCUUCCGCUGCUGGAGGUUGUGGGCACCGCCAACAAGGCGUUCGCCAAGGUGGCUCGCUUCAUGCGCAAGUACGGCGACCUGGACAUGUUCCCAGUCAAGGUCCAGAUCCCGCUGCUGCUCACGGUGUACAUGAUGCUCAGCUUCAAACAGUUCACACUGCUCGACAGCAGCAGCGGCAGCAACGUAGGCAGCGGGGUGCCGGCAGCAGCUGCAGCAGCAGCAGCAGCAGCAGCAGCAGCGGCGUCAGGCGGCAAGGGCAAGGGCGGCAAGGACAACGGCGGGGGGCCGCACAGCGCACCGGCGCCGGACGACUCGUUCUUUGAAAUCCCGGAGGGAUACACCCAGGGCAAGCUUGAGGACGAGUCCGCCAGGGGCAUGCGGCAAGGCGGCGAUGGCCAGGAGGAGGAGGAGGGGGAGGAGGAGGAGGAGGAAGCAGAAGGCGGGAAGAGCAGUGGCGACGGCGACGGCGAGGGUGGGGGCGCCAAGCAGGAGAAAGGGGAAGCGGGCAAAGGGGCCGGCGACAGUAAGGCGGAGCGGGGCGGCGCCAAGGACGGCUCCGACCUCGAAACGGUCGAGUCGCUUCGGGCGUCGCAGUUUAAGAUGAAGAAGAAGAAGCAACAGCAGCAGGAGGAAAAGAAGAAGAAGAAGAAAGACGGCGGUGACGAGGGGCCGUCGCUGCGGCUGCUCAAGGGGACUACGGAGGAUGACGAGAUGGGGCUGGGGGGCUUGGAUUACGACGACUGAAGAGGAGAGAUUGGAGAGAGCGUGUGUAGAGAGCGUGUGUAGAGAGAGUGUGGAGAGAGUUGGCAGAGUGGAGGAAGAGAGCUGAGGCGGGCGUGGAGACGAGGGCUGCGCAGUGCUGGCAACGGGUGUAGGUUUGGUGCAGAGAGGCGUGGAGGGGCUCCGAGAGUGGCGGUGUGCGGGCGGCCGGCAGCAGGCUGGGGGCGCGUGCUUGGGGGCAGCUGAGGUUGCGGCAGCGGUCGGGGUGGUGAACUGGUGACGGCACGGGGUGGCACGCCUGGUGGUCGCCGGACUGGGGACGGGAUCAUUUUAUCGUGAUGACUGCUGCACGAGGCAUAAUGGGCGCGAGUGGCGUCCUUGUGUAUCAGAAAGCAACUCGG
Chlamydomonas reinhardtii is the source of this 3507-nucleotide messenger RNA. RefSeq lists its product as uncharacterized. Gene Ontology annotation, cellular component: cytoplasm. NCBI's taxonomy places the organism in Eukaryota, Viridiplantae, Chlorophyta, Chlorophyceae, Chlamydomonadales, Chlamydomonadaceae. Gene Ontology annotation, molecular function: protein binding. The transcript has 14 exons. The record is from RefSeq and is a predicted model, not a curated record. Bases 161 to 3130 code for a protein of 989 amino acids.